ACUGAAACAUAUCCUAUAAUCACUGCCACUGUAUAUACAAAUAUCAGGAUCAUUUACCAAGCAUGCGAAAUCAGUGGAUGGAUCAACAUAAUCAGCAAUAGCUCCUGAACUGACCUUUGUGGUUUUGACGAGCGGUUGCGCGAUGAUCGACGGAGCGGUUGACCAACUGCUGGUUUCGCUUGUGCUCUCUUUGCUCUUAGCUUUCUAUGUGGCUGCUGUCCUUCAUCAUCGACUUGGCUUUGACGUUGUUCUUGUGGUGCUUGAGGUAUCAUUGCUGGCUGUUGCUGCUCUUCCUGUACAUUGUGCUCUGGUGGUUCUGGGGAUAGCUGACAUUCUUCAUCGUCAUUAUCCUGCGAGCAAAACUACAGCAUAAUAUUUUAAAGUCAAACUCGAAUAUUACAUCCAACAAUCACUUUUUAUCACAGAAUAACUGUUCUUCUGUCCUCUUACAAUGAAACUGUUGUUAUCCCCCUCUUCGUCAGAGCCCUAUACAAUAAUAUAAUACUUAUUCAGUGACUUCUUUUCUUUUAAACACGUUCAAUAACACGUCGAGCCAUAUUUUCUAGUUUCGUUCUGCUUCCCCCCUAUGGAUCUUCUGAGAACUUACAAGUGCAUCGCCUUCUCCUGUA
Zychaea mexicana is the source of this 629-nucleotide messenger RNA. RefSeq lists its product as uncharacterized. The record is from RefSeq and is a predicted model, not a curated record. The coding region runs from base 143 to 373 and encodes 76 amino acids. The transcript has a single exon. NCBI's taxonomy places the organism in Eukaryota, Fungi, Mucoromycota, Mucoromycetes, Mucorales, Lichtheimiaceae.